Molecule: messenger RNA, 1585 nt
Organism: Lecanosticta acicola
Lineage: Eukaryota; Fungi; Ascomycota; Dothideomycetes; Mycosphaerellales; Mycosphaerellaceae
Source: the annotation of a GenBank genome assembly
AUGGCUCUCCUGGAUAAUGCCGAUGGAAACAUGUUACAAAUAUCCAUCCUUUUGGGCGCGAUCCUCGGCGCAGCAAGUCUUCUGGUCUAUCUCUUUUCGCGACCCUCGUUUCCAAAGGAUGCGCCCCGCCUGACCAGCGAUUCGUGGCCGAUCCUGGGCUCUCCAACCUUCUUCUCGAAGCGCUGGGAGUUCUUCCGCGAUGCUGUAGCUCGUUCCAAGACGGGCAACUUUUCUUUCUACGUCGGACAGUUACCCGUGAUUGGCCUUUGGGGCCAGGAGGAACGGAAGCUGUUCUUCGAGCAUCGAGGUCUGAACUUUGGGGAGGGAUAUGGUGCGCUGUUUGCCGCUGCUCCCGAGGUCAAGCGGGACAACAAUCCGCUCGGCAAGGACGAGACACGCGGCGAUGAUUUCAACAAUUAUUUCCAGAGACGCCUCGUGGCGCUGCUCAAGGGACCGGUGUUGAAGAGGAACCUACCGACCUUGCUGAAGGAUGCCCGCGCCAAUCUGGACUCUCUAGGAUCAUCGGGGACCACGGACCCGUUCGAUAGCAUCUAUCGUAUGGUCUUCCAAUUCACCAUGCGGACUGUGGCCUGUAACGAAAUCGCCGAUGAUCCGCCGUUGCUAUCCAGGUGCCUCAGUCUCUACGAAACUGUAGAGAACGCCGCCGACCAGUGGAUGAUCAUGUUCCCAUGGAUGCCUUUGCUCUCCAAAGCACGACGCACAUAUGCCAGCGCGCAGCUAUACAUGAUCUUCAAGAAAGUCGUCGAUGACCGGAAGCGGCACGGUCGACACGAGGAAGACGCAUUGCAGUUCUUGAUCGAUCAAGGCGACGACCUCACCAAAAUCAUCACGUUUGUGCUCGGUUCGCUUUUCGCCGGACAGCUCAAUUCCGGGAUCAACGCCGCUUACAUUCUGUGUUACCUCGCGAAGCACCCGGACUGGAUCGAGCGAGUGAGGGAAGAAGUGACGGAUGUGGCGGACAAGUACUGCUCGGAUCAAUCUCUCCCGCUCAAAGAUCGCCUGAUGCAGGUCCCGAUCGAAGCUUGGGAGGGCGAAUUCCCCAUGAUCGAUCUGUGUUUGAAAGAUACCAUCCGACUUCAGAUGGCAGGAGCAUCAUUUCGGAAGAACACCUCGGGCCAUGCUAUCCCUCUGAAGAACGGAGAAGUCAUUCCACCCGGAGCGUACGUGGCCUAUCAUGUGAACGAGCUCCACCGGAACCCAGAAAUCUACGCCGACGUGGACAAGUGGGAUCCAGCACGAUACCUGCCCGAGCGAGCGGAGGAUAAGAAGCAGCAAUACGCUUGGAUGGGAUGGGGUAAGCUCAACAAAGCAAAGAAGAAAAAAACGCCCUUCGAUGGUCACCAACUAACAUGAUGGAAAAUCAGGUCUCGCGCGACAUCCCUGCCUCGGCAUGCGCUUCGCGAAGCUGGAAAACAACCUCAUCGUCGCCAUGUUCGUCGCCUAUUUCCACGACGUUUACGUUUCCGACCGCUACGGGAACCCGGCGGAAAUCCCUCCCCCGAACGAGAAUAACCUCACGGCUCAUAAGCCGGAUACUCCGGUCUAUCUGACCUACAAAGCUUGA